AUGGGUCGACCACGGAUCCAGUUUUCGCCGUUCAGGUACCCGAGUUCGCGGCGAGCCGAGCACAGCAGUCCUACAACAUCAUCACGCACGCCUGACACCGGCAACUCGCCAGCCAGCACCGCGUCGUUUGCCGUUUCGAAGGUGCCUUUGAAAACCAAGGGAAACGGGCCUUUGCACGCAGGCACUCCGGUGCGCAAAGAGCCCGUUGUGGAUCUGGACGACGACGUCCAGCUGGACGGUGUUGACAGUGACGCGGGCAGCUACAACUACAACGACUACAAUUCGAGCGUCAUGUCUCCUAUCAAGCUUCCUGGGAGUCCGUUACACGAAGACGAGGGUAUAAAGGGUCUGGGCCAGCAGGAGGCGCCGAUCGUAGACAUCAGCAGCGAGUUUGAAGAUUCUGAGGAUGAAAGAGACAAGGAACAGGGCGAAAGUUUGAUGGUGGAGCAGUCUGUGCGGGACGAGGUGGACGCAGAGGCGACGAUUCUCCGCGUGGCGGAUUUCGUCGAGCGCAGGCGCCGCGAAAAAACAGAGCCUCGGGGCAGGAGGGAGGUCCAAGAGACAGCAAUAGAAAAGUCUCCAGAGCGUGGUUUAGCAAGGAGUAUUGAGCACAGCCCUGUGCAUAAUCCGGAACGGACUACAGAAGACAGUCCAGACUCAAGUCCACGCAGCCCGGAACAUAGCCCGCUCAAUUCAGACACUGAUCUGAGACAUGCCACACGCUGGAGCAGAGCUCAAUGGACGCGUCUUUCACGGUACCUUCGACUGUACCGUGCUACAAAAGACAAACGGAUGCUUGCUCCCGAAAAACUGGAACGCGAGUUCCACUGUCCGCCGGAGGAGGUUGUAGCGCGCAGCGAGAUUCUUGCGCGGUUCGUCAAGGUGCGUCGAAUCACACGCAAGCAACUGUGA
Messenger RNA from Ogataea polymorpha, 912 nucleotides. RefSeq lists its product as uncharacterized. The transcript has a single exon. Bases 1 to 912 code for a protein of 303 amino acids. NCBI's taxonomy places the organism in Eukaryota, Fungi, Ascomycota, Pichiomycetes, Pichiales, Pichiaceae. The record is from RefSeq and is a predicted model, not a curated record.